Molecule: messenger RNA, 726 nt
Organism: Penicillium chermesinum
Lineage: Eukaryota; Fungi; Ascomycota; Eurotiomycetes; Eurotiales; Aspergillaceae
Product: cytochrome b5 reductase family protein
Exons: 4
Coding region: 1-726 (241 amino acids)
Cellular component (GO): endoplasmic reticulum
Molecular function (GO): oxidoreductase activity
Source: RefSeq, a predicted model, not a curated record
AUGAUAAUACCAUCUUACAUCCCCGGUAUGCGCAGCAGGAAAUGGUACAUGCAGCAGCACCUUGACCUCGCCGAGGGCAAAGUUGAAGCCGAUGCAAGACGUUGGGCCAGUGGCCACGAAAACAGCGAAGGGAAGAUGGUGAGUCGGAGCUAUACUCCGACUUCAAGUAACGCCGAUCGAGGCCGUAUGGAGCUUGUCGUUAAAACCUAUGAGAAAGGUUUCAUGUCGCAGUAUCUGGCAAACCUGAAAAUCAACGAAAAAGCCGACUUUCGCGGUCCGGGUGGAAAGAUGAAAUAUACCCGGUAUCUCGCCAAAGAUAUAGGCAGGGUAGCUGGCGGUACAGGAAUUACGCCGAUGUUCAGUAUAAUCAAAGCAGUGUGCACGAAUGACAAGGAUAACACAAAGCUUAGCUUGCUAUACGCCAACAAGACAGAAGAAGACAUCCUGCUUCGUGAAGAGGUCGACCGGUACGCCCAAGAGCAUCCCAACAAAUUCAAAGUUUGGUAUGUGUUAUCUUCAGCACCAGAGGGCUGGGAAUAUGGGACUGGGCGUAUCGACAAGGACAUGGCCAAGACCCAUCUGCCCGCCCCCAACGGCAAUGAGUCGAAGAUCCUUCUCUGUGAGCCCCCUGGCCUCCAAACAGCGAUGACCGACAACUUGGUUGAACUAGGCUUUCGCCGCCCAGGUAACGUUGCACGCAUGACCGAUGAAAUCUUCAUAUUUUGA